UGUCACGCUAACAUCAAGUUGGAAGGUGGUGUUCAAAAACUCGGUAGGUACUUUUUCUGUUUCUGUUCGCUAUAAGUGGUUAAUAAAUCUCUAGUUAAGUAAAGGUUUUGCGAUUUUAUUCAGGGGAAGUGUAUUUUUGGCGUCACAAUACUGAAUUUGUUGGUCUUUUUUUGGCAGUUUGGGCGCUCACGAACAGGUCAGUUCGAUCACCGCUAGUUUCGCUUCUCUUCAGUUGUCAGAUCUAGCCUUUUUCUGGCAUUUGGUUUGAAAACCGAAAUGAGUUCGGUAGUCGCCGUGUCUCAGGCUUUGAAAAGAUAAAAACGGUACUCGAAUGAUGUCUUAAAAUAAUAUAAUUAGAACUUGUAGAACAUAAGCAUUUUAUUAGGCGCAUUGAAACGGAUGACAGGUCAAUCUUGCACUGCGGCAGGUUGAAAGCCAACUUUAUGGAAUACUUUAUGGCGGCCGAGUCAAGCCACAAAUUGAACUCACUGUUAUCCAGAAGAAUAGCGGUGAUAAUACGUAAGCUAUAGAAGGUAGUAAUCGAGAAACAAAAGGAAAACUUCGGUCAGGUUUAUACGUCGUGCCUCUGCUGUGCGGAAUUUUAAUUUUCUACAAAAGCACGGGCAAAAUAGCGGAAACGACGUUUGACUCAAAGUUUUGAAUUAGGUUCUGGGGCACCCAACAACUUUCUACGGUAAAAUAACUGUUCGAAGGAGUAUGGCAAGCAAAAUGUAGCAAUAUUCAAUUCGUUUAAUUUUAUAUGUAGUUUUGUAUUAUGUGUUCAACUAUGCGUUUAAUAUUCAAUUUAUAUUCAACAUUCAACACGUUAUUCAAUAUUCAACUUCGCAUUCAAGAUUCAACUAUUCAUUUUAUAUUCAAUUCCUUAUUCACCCAUUCAAUUAUUUAUUCAAAAAUUUCAACCGUUUAUUCAACAUUCAACUUUAAUUUUUAAAACAUUCAACUAUUUAUUCAACAUUCAACUUUAUUCAUUCAACAUUCAACUGUUCAUUCAUUCCUUUUGAGCCCUCACUACUUCUGGUCAGUAACACAGAUCUAUCAUCGGUAGGUACUUCAUAUAUGAUUCCUAUAGUGUACCGAUAUAUAGAUUCUUAUAGUGCAGUCUUUCUUCUAGUGUACCGAGGUACUUGGCUUACUUAGGUACAGGCCUACUUGAGUGUCUUGGAUUACUUGAGUGUCUUGGCCUAACUUGUGUGUCUUGGCUUACUUUGGUGUCUUGGCCUACUACUUCAGUUACUUGGCGUGCUUGAGUGUCUUGGCCUACUUCAAUAACUUGGCGUGCUUGAGCUACUUGGCGUGCUUGAGUGUCUUGGCUUACUUUUGUGUGUUGGCCUACUUCAGUUACUUGGCGUGCUUGAGUGUCUUGCCCUACUUUAGUUACUUGGCGUAUUUGAGUGUCUUGGCUUACUUUUGUGUGUUGGCCUACUUCAGUUCAGCUUGGCGUGCUUGAGUGUCUUGCCCUACUUUAGUUACUUGGAGUAUUUGAGUGUCUUUGCUUACUUUUGUGUCAUGGCCUAAUUCAGUAACUUGGCGUGCUUGAGUGUCUUGCCCUACUUUAGUUACUUGGCGUAUUUGAGUGUUUUGGCUUACUUUUGUGUGUUGGCCUACUUCAGUUCAGCUUGGCGUGCUUGAGUGUCUUGCCCUACUUUAGUUACUUGGAGUAUUUGAGUGUUUUGGCUUACUUUUGUGUGUUGGCCUACUUCAGUUCAGCUUGGCGUGCUUGAGUGUCUUGCCCUACUUUAGUUACUUGGAGUAUUUGAGUGUCUUUGCUUACUUUUGUGUCAUGGCCUAAUUCAGUAACUUGGCGUGCUUGAGUGUCUUGCCCUACUUUAGUUACUUGGCGUAUUUGAGUGUUUUGGCUUACUUUUGUGUCUUGGCCUAAUUCAGUUACUUGGCGUGCUUGAGGUACUUGGCUUACUUUUGUGUGUUGGCCUACGUCAGUUACUUGGCGUGCUUGAGUGUCUUGGCCUUCUUCAGUAACUUGGCGUGCUUGAGGUACAAGACACAAAAGUAAGCCAAGGCACUCAAGCAUGCCAAGUUACUGAUGUAGGCCAAGACACAAAAGUGCGCCAAGUUACUAGAGUAGGCCAAGACAUUUAAGUAAGCCAAGUACCUCAAGCACGCCAAGUUACUGAAGUAGGCCAAGACACAAAAGUACGCUAAGACACUCUACAGAGCAACUUCCGAUUUCCAAGUGCUUACUUGAUUUAAAGUUAUAUUAUAAUAGCUUCUGGUGUGAGGCCAAGUAUUGCCUCUAUUUUAUUUACGCGCGUUUGCACGGAAAAAUUACUCGUGUUGAUUUGCACUGUCGCGUAAUUUUUACCUGCGUAAAUAAAAUAGAGCCAAUGUAUGUAAGGCCGACGGAUAAACAUUCAAGUUGAGCGAGGUUCAACUUUUACGUUUUCACGCAACCUUCCAUACAUAUACUAAUUUAUUUAGGCGCGUAAAAUUUACUUACGUUCGCAUAGUCUCAUACUUCGUUUUGGUUCUUUCUCAGUCUGAAAUAUUUAACAAACACACUUUCAAUGAAAUCCAAACGGGCUAGGUGUUUUCAUUAGCACGGCGUGUUAACUUUCUUAAAUUCAGUAAUUUAACCGGUCAGUAGGCGAGACAAUUAAACUCAAAGAAGGAGGUUUGUCCGAUGCUGGGGCUAUCUUGAUAUAUAUACAGUUUUUUCAGGUAGCCCUUUUGCAAAGGGUAAUCCUUACCUUUUCUGUGUUUGAAACCCGACGGGAAACUUUUAAGAGGGUAAACCUCUCAAGCGCUCCUUUCGUCACACUUUUGUAUCCAUAUACACCCGAUGUAUGGAGGGCUAUGCGCCCCACAAGAAUCAUCUCACGAGUUACGAGGGGAGAUCAUAUAGUGAAUGACAAGAACUACACAGUGACCGAUGCGACUAUAGAUUUUCCAUAGUAUUUAUUUGUCAGAAAGUGCAAUACUUCUACUUUGUUAUCUCUCUCCACAGAUCAUGUCGGCUCGUGCAUUUCAGGCAGUUUGGAAGCUUUCACCUGCCCUCAGAAGUUCAAGCAGGAUACCUAUUUACCUUGUCUCUUCGCAUUUGAACACAAGCACAGUCACAGCCAACAUUUUUAAGCCUUUGCCUCGAAAGGACCUGGUAACAAGAUUCAAAUCAAAGCUUAGAGACAGGCAGUUCCUUCCAGGUUCCACAGGGGGUGGCUUUCCUGAGUUUUUGGCAGAGCCACGUGAUCUAUUCCCACUCGCUGUGCGAGUAAACGACUCAACAAAGUCUUCUCUUGCAGAGUUGACUGCAAAAUGCAUGGAAUAUGUGGAGGAAAAUUUUUCUCGGAGUCCUGCAAUAUUAUUUCGUGGUCUCCCAGCUAAAAGUGCAGAGGACUUUUCAAUCAUCGCCCAAGCAAUCCAAGGACAAACCAUGACAUACGAGGGCGGAACAGGAGUCCGCAACCAAAUCGAUAAAAAUGUUGGGACCUACAUUGCUAGCACUGAGCCUCCAAGUUAUACGAUAGAGCCACAUAAUGAAAUGGCUUAUAAUGAACUUUUUCCACACAAGGUAAUGAUAAUGAAAAGGCCCGAAGCAUGAACUGUCCAGCAGACGAACGUUCAUUUUACCUCUGAUAAACGUUCGAAGUGUACUACAUACAAAAAAGACAGACGCCAUAUUCAUAGAAAAAUGACCGUCACUAACACCCUCGAAAUACAGCAUAACCCCCCGACUAAAAACCUGCAAUUUCCCAAGCUAGCCUAAAUAUGUUCUUACAUGAAGGGUAAUUAGCAAAAAUUUAGGUUCUUAUUAUCUGAAGAAAAAAAAAACAUUGUGGCUUAAAGUAUUAAGUGGUAUUCAGCUCAUUCCUUCUGUAAAACCUGCAUGUAUACCAUUACAUUGCAGUUGCAGUUGGAGUGACUGUGUUAAGAAACCAAUGUCUCCAAAGAAGACCCUGAAUGUUACCUUACUUGCCCAAGUGUAUAGAAUUUUCUUAGCAAUUUUAGAAGAUAAGAACCUGUUUCAAACUUGUACAGAGGGGGUCCUAACUGGCAAAUUUUUUUUUUCGUCUUUGAACGCAAGAGUUUGUAGUCUGGACAGGGGUAAAAUAAAUUCGAGCUCAAACGCUUUUUAUUCCUACUGAAUGGUUUUAACCCAUGCAGAAGCUAUGUCAUAAGUAUGUGAAAUACGAUUUUUUGCUUUUACGAUCGGGAUUACAGAUGCUUAUAGGCUAGAGUUCUGAAUAUUGUACUUCUGUUCAGGAAUUCAAUCUUAUAAUCCGGACGAUCAUAUUCCACAUACUUGUGACUUGUUCUUCUGCCGUUAAUUUUUCUUCUCUUGUAAGGUUUUGAGUUUUUUUUUUCUACCUUUUUUUAAAGAUUUAAACGUAUAGUUUAAACGAUAUUCCCUAAGUGAACAUUGCAGCUUAUUUAUAUUAUACACUUUAUACUCUAAUUACUUUUCGAUAGCUCUGUAAGACAUGCUGAACCCCCUUUGAACCAUUUCCUUCCUCGCCCAAGUUAUGUUGAGUUGCCGGAUUCGUCAUACUGAGUUUUUGUUUCUGUGGAUAAAAUCCUAUGGUGUUAUCAUUCAAAUGAAACUAUUUUCUCAGAACUUUUUCGUAGUACAAAUCAUGCUGUUACCUAUACUAAUUUUUUACACUGAAAAACUUAAAAACGAAGUUUGAAAUAUUUUUGUGAGUUUCCAGCUUAGCCUCUGUUUAGUGUGAAAUGGGUGACGAGUCUUCACCGGUAUACAAUGUUUCCCUCCAUUUUUUCUGCUAGCUAAUUAAAAAUGAACGUUACAUGCAAAAGUACUACAUCUCUUACAUGAUAUGUCCCUCAUUAUCACUGCCUUAUUUCUGUUGGACAUCUACAAAUAAUCUUACUUUGUUUCUUCUUGUGUAGGUUUUCUUUUUCUGCUUGAAGGAGCCUGCAGAUGGCUGUGGUGGGGAAACACCAUUAGUGAAAAACAGCGAGCUUAUUUCCAAACUGGAUCCCGGAAUUCUGCAGAAGUUUGAAGAGAAGCAGAUCCGAUAUGUACGAUAUUUGCCUGAUAAAACUCGCGAUGAGUACAUGAACUGGCAACACAUAUUUGCAACUGAGGACAGAGAGGUAAAACACUGGGGUCUGUGAUAUGAUACAGAAACCCAUCACCUGGAACGAUAUUUUCGUAUUUAAUCUGGGUCACAACGCCUUAAAUAAAUGUUUCAGUCUACUGUAUUUGUUUAACUUUCGGCAAAUCAAUGCAUAGUUAGGAUUUUCCCAAAUUAAAGUGAGGGUCAAAUGGGGAAGGAAAAGUCAAGCUCACUCUCAGUUUUCAUUCGCUUUGGGCCAAGCCCGAAACAAAGCAGAAAGUCCUGGGAACGAGGUUGAAAAGAUCGUUGCAGAGCCUUUGAAGAGAUAACAAAGAAGCCUCCACAACUGGUGAGUUGAACAAAAGAACUUGACCGAAAGAAAAUGAUAUAAUUAGACUGAGCGACUAACACUUUGGUAGAAGCUGAUGGAGGGUAUGGCCGUAUGGGCUCCUGAACAGUAAACGUUUUGAUCUUCAGUUGAAUUAAUUCAGUUUUUUCCAUCAACCUUGUAGGAUGUUGAGCCACGAGCAAAGGAUCAAGGGUACAAUAUCACAUGGGAUUCAGAUGGAGAUCUGUACCUUUGGCAAGUUAGGCCUGCUUUUAUUCGGCACCCGGUGACAAAUGAGAAAAUUUGGUUCAAUCAAGCACAUACUCACCAUGGUUCGUACUACAAAGCGAUGCCAACAUGUUACGGCCAAGAAAUCCCAGAUGAUAAGUUCCCAUGUCACACGUACUAUGGUGAUGGCAGCGUGAUAGAACCAGAAAUAAUACAACACAUUCGAAUAAAAUCCUGGGAAUGUGCAGUUGGAUUUCAAUGGAGAAAUGGUGAUUUGUUGGUGUUAGAUAAUCUGGCUGUUCAGCAUUCUCGAAUUGGUUUCACAGGAGAUAGAAAGAUGCUUUCUUAUUUGACCGCCAGUUGAAGAGUAACAUAGCCUUAUCUGAAUCAACCUAUUCUGACUGUACGAGGGAAAAAACAGUUAGACCACAGUUGUAAAAAACACGAAUUAAUCGCAUUCUUGGCUUGUUUAGUGGGGGUUAGUUUUCGACUGGGUCAAUGUUUUGUUUCCCCUGACCUCCGCUAUCUGUGGGUUACAGUAAUGAAUUUUAAAAUUGAAUGAUUUUAUAGUGCUUGAAAGGGCAGUUCUAAUCUUUUU
Messenger RNA from Porites lobata, 6208 nucleotides. NCBI's taxonomy places the organism in Eukaryota, Metazoa, Cnidaria, Anthozoa, Scleractinia, Poritidae. The record is from the annotation of a GenBank genome assembly.